CGAACACCUCGGUGUUUCCAAGAAAGAAAGAAAAAAAUCGCCUUUUAUCGCCUCUUGUAUUCUUCCACCAGAGUCCUCCUAUUCUCCAGCUCAUGAAUAUUAAGUAGAUUUGGGAGCAAUAAAGCCAGCCUCUUGCACCAUCGAGCCCACACUCAGCAUCCACCAAGCGCGCCGUCCACAGCGCCCUCACCAGACUCUCUGCGGCGGCGUCCGGCACCACACUGAUUUCUACCGGCGCCAUUCGGAUUCUCUUUUCGUUUCAAACAAGAAAUCAAGAUGGCUUUGAGAGGACCUGUAUCCCGUCUCCUCAGGUCUCAGCUGGGCCUCACGUCACAACCAAGCAGGGCUCAGUCCGUGGCUGUGCUGGGCGCUCCGUUUUCACGAGGACAGAAACGAGGAGGCGUGGAGCACGGCCCUAAAGCCAUCAGAGAUGCGGGGCUCCUCGAGAGGCUCUCCGGUUUAGACUACGCUGUCCACGACUUCGGCGACCUCAGCUUCCACCACGUGGAGAAGGACGAACCCUACAUGGACGUCAAGUUCCCGCGCACCGUGGGCGCGGCCAACAAAACCCUGUCCGGCGCGGUGAGCAGAGCCGUCGGUGCUGGACACACCCUGGUCAUGCUCGGAGGCGAUCACAGCCUUGCUAUUGGAUCGGUGGCAGGCCACGCCCAGCAGUGUCCCGACCUGUGUCUCAUCUGGGUCGACGCUCACGCCGACAUAAACACGCCCAUGUCUUCUCCGUCAGGAAACCUUCACGGCCAGCCUGUGGCAUUCAUGCUCAAAGAGCUGCAAGACAAGAUGCCAGAUAUCCCGGGGUUCUCCUGGACCAAGCCGUUCCUCUCCUCGAGGGACCUGGUCUACAUCGGACUGCGGGACGUGGACCCCGGAGAGUACCAAAUCCUGAAGGACCUGAAUAUCCAGUACUUCACCAUGAGGGAUAUCGACAGACUCGGCAUCCAGAGGGUCAUGGAAGUCAGCCUUGACCAUCUUUUGUCAAGAAAGCAGCGACCGAUCCACCUGAGCUUUGACGUCGACGCGUUCGACCCGUCUCUGGCUCCGGCCACGGGAACGCCAGUGAACGGCGGUUUGACCUACAGGGAAGGGAUCUACAUCACAGAGGAGAUCCACAACACAGGUCUGCUGUCCGUCAUGGACCUGGUGGAGGUGAACCCGAUGCUGGGGGCCACCCGACAAGCGGUGGAGGCCACCGCCUCUCUAGCGGUGGACGUCAUUGCGUCGUCCCUGGGACAGACGAGAGAAGGCGCCCACGCCUCCAUCGACGAGAUUCCCUCCGUGAAGGUCGACACGGAGCAGCUUCGCCUCUGAGCGCGAAGCGAAGCUUUGAACUUUACCGACAUCGUCCCAGAGCAUUCCACUAUUCUGAAUACGACGGAAUCUAAAAGUAGCUAAAGGGGUUUUUUUGUUGUUCUAAUCUUUGUGCGGUUUCAUGAUGAAAACCAGCUUAGGUCUGGUUUCAUUAUUCUAUUUUUAAAAAGGGCUUUGCAGACUUGAGGUAAAAACAUUGAUAAUGCUCAGACAAAAUGAUAGAAAUACUAACUUAUUCGGCUCCUGUAUGUAAUAAAUUAAGCGUUAGAACAUAUUUAUUACGCUUUUGGUUUAAAGAGAAUGAACCUAUAUGAAUGAACCUUUAGUGGCUGUGUCAGUUACUAAUAACUAGAAAUGAUGUGUUUGCACUUUGGACCAGCUGCGGUUACUGUAUUUUCUUUAGAGUCUACUUUUGUAUUUUCACGAUGAAUCUAGCAGGACACAUAUUAGCAUCCAGCAUGAAAUUCAACUGAACCAAUGUUUGACUAGAUGUGGCCACUAAAUGACUCUUGUCCACGUAACAAAGAGUUUGUACCUUGUUUUAAUCUUCCAUAAAUGUGAUUACAUUUUUUGUUUGA
Gasterosteus aculeatus aculeatus (three-spined stickleback) is the source of this 1904-nucleotide messenger RNA. RefSeq names its product arginase 2 (gene arg2). The record is from RefSeq and is a predicted model, not a curated record. Gene Ontology annotation, molecular function: arginase activity; manganese ion binding. Lineage: Eukaryota; Metazoa; Chordata; Actinopteri; Perciformes; Gasterosteidae. Gene Ontology annotation, cellular component: mitochondrion; cytoplasm.